Molecule: messenger RNA, 242 nt
Organism: Paraglomus brasilianum
Lineage: Eukaryota; Fungi; Glomeromycota; Glomeromycetes; Paraglomerales; Paraglomeraceae
Source: the annotation of a GenBank genome assembly
AAUUUAUUGAGAUCGACAAGAAUAUCCCGAUUGAAGACUUGGUAAACAAUCAAGAGAUAAUCAAUUUGGUUCUUCAGGAGAAUAGUGAAUCAUCAGAUAGUCCUAAUACUAAUGAGGAAGUAGAAAUACUGAAGAGCAUUUCAUACAGCGAAGCACACUCUGCCAUUCAGACAACACUAAUGUUUUUAGAACAAAAUCGUAAUGACAACAUAAAGGUGUUACACAAUUUCCUACCUGUGUAA